Messenger RNA from Suillus subaureus, 435 nucleotides. RefSeq lists its product as uncharacterized. The transcript is spliced from 2 exons. Lineage: Eukaryota; Fungi; Basidiomycota; Agaricomycetes; Boletales; Suillaceae. The record is from RefSeq and is a predicted model, not a curated record. The coding region runs from base 1 to 435 and encodes 144 amino acids.
AUGCCUGGUAGCUUAGAAGGCCAGUAUUCAGACUUGAAGCUCGCCACGGUAAGCAGGACCGAACGCAACCUCACAAUCUCAUUUCGUGAAGAGAGAUACACUCUAACGCAGCUCGAUAUCACGGAGAAAUACAAUUCGUACGCCGAAUUUUUGCGUUCUUGUCUGUAUGAAAUAUCGUCAUUGGCGACGAGGGGGACACCCGCCGAAGUCACCUGCAAUUUUCAGAGUUCGAGGGUGUCGUUGGCACACUGGAAGAUCGACAACGCUGUCGCAAAACACGUCGUUGAAGCUUUCUACGAGAGCACGUUCAAGCAAUUGGAUGAUAGCGUUGUCAUGGACUUCACAAAGGUGACCCAGACACUUGAGCGUGCUACAUGCUCCGAGAAGAAAACGGGGCUCGAGCAAAGAAUUGGUUUCAUUCAUAUUGGUGUAUAG